Molecule: messenger RNA, 1992 nt
Organism: Pongo pygmaeus (Bornean orangutan)
Lineage: Eukaryota; Metazoa; Chordata; Mammalia; Primates; Hominidae
Product: eukaryotic translation initiation factor 4B-like
Exons: 1
Coding region: 13-1473 (486 amino acids)
Molecular function (GO): RNA binding
Source: RefSeq, a predicted model, not a curated record
CCCUCUCCCAACAUGGCGGCCUCAGCAAAAAAGAAGAAUAAGAAGGGGAAGACUAUCUCCCUAACAGACUUUCUGGCUGAGGAUGGGGGUACUGGUGGAGGAAGCACCUAUGUUUCCAAACCAGUCAGCUGGGCUGAUGAAACGGAUGACCUGGAAGGAGAUGUUUCAACAACUUGGCACAGUAACGAUGACGACGUGUAUAGGGCGCCUCCAAUUGACCGUUCCAUCCUUCCCACUGCUCCACGGGCUGCUCGGGAACCCAAUAUCGACCGGAGCCGUCUUCCCAAAUCGCCACCCUACACUGCUUUUCUAGGAAACCUACCCUAUGAUGUUACAGAAGAGUCAAUUAAGGAAUUCUUUCGAGGAUUAAAUAUCAGUGCAGUGCGUUUACCACGUGAACCCAGCAAUCCAGAGAGGUUGAAAGGUUUUGGUUAUGCGGAAUUUGAGGACCUGGAUUCCCUGCUCAGUGCCCUGAGUCUCAAUGAAGACUCUCUAGGUAACAGGAGAAUUCGAGUGGACGUUGCUGAUCAAGCACAGGAUAAAGACAGGGAUGAUCGUUCUUUUGGCCGUGAUAGAAAUCGGGAUUCUGACAAAACAGAUACAGACUGGAGGGCUCGUCCUGCUACAGACAGCUUUGAUGACUACCCACCUAGAAGAGGUGAUGAUAGCUUUGGAGACAAGUAUCGAGAUCGUUAUGAUUCAGACCGGUAUCGGGAUGGGUAUCGGGAUGGAUAUCGGGAUGGCCCAUGCCGGGAUAUGGAUCGAUAUGGUGGCCGGGAUCGCUAUGAUGACCGAGGCAGCAGAGACUAUGAUACAGGCUAUGAUUCCCGGAUAGGCAGUGGCAGAAGAGCAUUUGGCAGUGGGUAUCGCAGGGAUGAUGACUACAGAGGAGGCGGGGACCGCUAUGAAGACCGAUAUGACAGACGGGAUGAUCGGUCGUGGAGCUCCAGAGAUGAUUACUCUCGGGAUGAUUAUAGGCGUGAUGAUAGAGGUCCCCCCCAAAGACCCAAACUGAAUCUAAAGCCUCGGAGUACUCCUAAGGAAGAUGAUUCCUCUGCUAGUACCUCCCAGUCCACUCGAGCUGCUUCUAUCUUUGGAGGGGCAAAGCCCGUUGACACAGCUGCUAGAGAAAGAGAAGUAGAAGAACGGCUACAGAAGGAACAAGAGAAGUUGCAGCGUCAGCUGGAUGAGCCAAAACUAGAACGACGGCCUCGGGAGAGACACCCAAGCUGGCGAAGUGAAGAAACUCAGGAACGGGAACGGUCAAGGACAGGAAGUGAGUCAUUGCAGACUGGGACCUCCACCACAUCUGGCAGAAAUGCACGAAGGAGAGAGAGUGAGAAGUCUCUAGAAAAUGAAACACUCAAUAAGGAGGAAGAUUGCCACUCUCCAACUUCUAAACCUCCCAAACCUGAUCAGCCCCUAAAGGUAAUGCCAUCCCCUCCACCAAAGGAGAAUGCUUGGGUGAAGUGAAGUUCUAACCCUCUUGCUCCAUCUCAGAGCUCAGACACAGAGCAGCAAUCCCCUACAAGUGGUGGGGGAAAAGUAGCUCCAGCUCAACCCUCUGAGGAAGGACCAGCAAGGAAAGAUUAAAAUAAAGUAGAUGGGAUGAAUGUCCCAAAAGGCCAAACUGGGAACUCUAGCCGUGGUCCAGGAGACGGAGGGAACAAAGACCACUGGAAGGAGUCAGAUAGGAAAGAUGGCAAAAAGGAUCAAGACUCCAGAUCUGCACCUGAGCCAAAGAAACCUGAGGAAUAUCCAGCUUCCAAGUUCAGUUCUGCAAGCAAGUAUGCUGCUCUCUCUGUUGAUGGUGAAGAUGAAAAUGAGGGAGAAGAUUAUGCCGAAUAGACCUCUACAUCCUGUGCUUUCUCCUAGUUUCUCUCCACCCUGGAACAUUCGAGAGCAAAUCAAAACCUCUAUCCAGACAAGACAAAAUAAAACUCACCAUCUCCUGAAAAAAAAAAAAAAAAAAAAAAAAAAAAAAAAAAAAAA